CAUGAAGGAGGACUGUUGCAAUGUUGACAAUUGUGUAUUGGGCGAAUCCGUAUGCAUUUUUGGUCCAAAAAUUUGUAAUAAAAGAAAGAGUUUAGUUCUUAAGAAAAGCAAAUUUGUUGAUAAAGGCAAUAAUACAAGAACUGUUUCGGGAGCAACUAUUGAUGAAUGCUAUGAUUUUUGUAAAAAUCCUAUUCUAAAUAAUGGUUACGUUGGAUUUUCAUUUAGAGAAGAUUCGACUCAUGGAGAUUAUUAUUGCAUCUUUUAUUCUGGAAUAUCAUCAUUAGUUGGUAAUUCCCUCUUUUCAGUAAUCAUUCGAAAAGACCAAAAACUGGGAGUUUGUGUAACAGAUGACAGCCAAUUGCCACUACUGUUUGAAGAAUGUUUUACUCUCUUAUGGACACAGAAUGGUUGUUUCACAGAACAAUUUAAAAUUGGGGCUGAGCAUCAAACCAUGACUAUAUCACAGUUUGACCAAUACUCAAGAGAGAUUUUCGAUCGUACCCUACAAAUAUUCACUACGGAUUUAAACUCAGAUUAUUAUAGAUUAAUCUGCUUUCAGCCUACAAAUGGUCAGGAAACAAAUAUAGCAUUUGAUCAAAAAGUUUCUUACAUAGGACGAUUUGAAAGUUCUUUGUCUCAUCCUAAACAUGUUGUUGAUGGUCUAAGGUGCAGCAACAUUACUUUGGGUUCAUGUAAAAUAAUACUAAAAUCUACUACUCGACAACCUGAAAUUACAAUUGAACUAGAAGGAGAGCAUAUUAUUAAAAAGAUUAUUCUAUGGCCAACAAAUGAACAAAAUACUCAACUGUUGAAAAUUUUCAUGAAUCAUAUGGAUAAUUACUGUAUCAAUGGUGAUAUUCAACUGACAAAUGAUUCUCCACUAAAUUUUAUGCGCAAAUUUAAAACAACAAUGAAGUUCUUUUGUAAAUGAUCAAUCAAAAGAUAAUGGUUUUAUUCAAUUUUGCGAAGUAGAAGUAUUUUCAAGUAAAUAACACCAAAAUUAUUGAACAUUAUGCGAUAGAAAAAAACUUGUAUCCAAUAAAUUGAACCCAUAUCCUAUUUGAUUCAAAUAGAAUUAAAAAAAUGACCAAAAGAAGGAAUUGAAUAGAUUUUUUUCCAGACCCCUAGUUUCAAAAUAGCCAGUAAUAUUGCAUAAGAAUAUUUAAUAUAACAGAAUUAUUCUUUUAUCUGAAAAUAGCGAAGGCGAUCAAUUUCCUUUAAAACUACUGAUAGUUUAGCCUACAAUAUCAAUUUGAAUGGAUUUUUAUCUUGUUCCGGUACUUUAACUC
Messenger RNA from Dimorphilus gyrociliatus, 1289 nucleotides. The record is from the annotation of a GenBank genome assembly. NCBI's taxonomy places the organism in Eukaryota, Metazoa, Annelida, Polychaeta, Dinophilidae.